Messenger RNA from Closterium sp. NIES-65, 13200 nucleotides. The record is from the annotation of a GenBank genome assembly. Lineage: Eukaryota; Viridiplantae; Streptophyta; Zygnematophyceae; Desmidiales; Closteriaceae.
AUGCGGUUUGCUCGAAACCGGGAGGUGCUCACAGCAGGCUCGGGGCAGCUUCGGGCUGCCAAACCUAGUGGCUCGGCAGCGGACGGGGGAGACGUCAGUGGGACGCCCGGGGCGGGGAGAGGGCGAGGGGGAGGCGGAUCGGGGGAAGGGGGGCGGCCGCCCCCUUCCCCCCUGUCCGUUCCGGGGGGCAGUCCCAGGGGCCGGGGGGAGUCGCAGGUUUCGCCUGGGAGCCUGCGAAGUGGUAACCAGAAGGGUCACGCGAGUGGGUUACCAAAAUCGGGUGGGAGUGGAAGCAAGGUGGUGAGUCCAAGAGGAGUAGGCUCGGCAGGCAAAGGGACAGGAACGGAACGAGCGGAGGGUAAGGUUUCUGGGGUGGGAGGAGGGGAGAAGGGAGAUUCUGCGGAGGAGGAAGCGGGAGAGGAGAAGAAGAGAGCGGAGAGGGAGGAACGAAGAAGUGGGCAUUUGCAAGCGGAGGAAGAGAGAGAGAGGGAGAAGGAGAAGGAGAAGGAAAAGGAGGAGAAGAAGGAGAAGGAGAAGAAGGAGAAAGAGAUGGAGAAGGAGAAGGAGAAGGAAAAUGAGGGGAAGAAAGCGGGGACGGGGAGCAAACCAGGGAAAGGGGUUCUGAAAGAGGAGGGCGUUGUGGCCGGCCGUGAGCCGUCAAAAGCAGAAAGAUCAGCGGAAAGAGAUGGUGCUGCCGCGUCUGCUGUGGGUUCUGUUGCCGCUGAGUCGUCUGAUGGGCAAGGGAAGCUGCAGGAGCGAGCUGGUUCGAGCAAACCGCAGGGAGAGGCUGUGCCUUCGCAAGAGACGGAGAAUGAGGAGAAGGAGAAGCGGAGGGAAAGGAGGGAGGGGAAGGAAGGAAAGGAGGGGAAGGAUCAAGAGGAUGGAAAGGAGGAUAAGGAAGGGAAGGAGGAAAGGGAGGUGGAGGCCAGAAGAUUCUCACCAGGGGAGGCGGAGAGACCGCGGUUGGCUGAGGAGGGAACGGCAAAGGAAGGCGAAGGGGUGGAGGGGGAAGACGGAGAGAACGAGCGUGGGGAGAAGGCGGAGAAAGGGGCUGAAUUCGCGGGGAGGAGGGAGGGGGGCGAAGGAGCUAGUGGUGUCAAGGAAACAGAGUCGGGCUUGGAGGAAACACUGAAUGGAACGAGAGGGCGAGAGUGCGUGGGUGGUGGCGCUGCCGCUGGUGCCUUGCUUGCUGAGGGGGCGGCUGUGGAAGCAGCAGGGGGUGGGGGGGUUGCAGGAGGGAUUGCGGUUGGGGCUGCAGGUGGGGUGGCAGGGAGUGAAAAGGAGGAGAGGAGCAAGCAACAGUGGGAGACGGGGAGGGAUGGGGAAGCGGGGAAUGAUGAGAUGGGGGGAGAGAUUAGAAGUGCUGGCGCGGUUGUCAGUGGUGGUUCUGGUGGUGCUGGUGCUGCUGGUGGUGCUGGUGCUGCUGGUGCUGCUGGUGCUGCUGGUGCUGCUGGUGCUGCUGGUGGUGCUGGUGCUGCUGGUGGUGCUGGUGCUGCUGGUGGUGCUGGUGCUGCUGGUGGUGCUGGUGCUGCUGGUGGUGCUGGUGCUGCUGGUGGUGCUGGUGCUGCUGGUGCUGCUGGUGCUGCUGGUGGUGCUGGUGCUGCUGGUGGUGCUGAUUCUGGUGGUGGUCGUGAUGGUGGGGACGCAAGGCAAGAUUCUGGUGACGUGGGUAGUGGGAGAAGGAGUGGGGGAGGCCGACAGGAGGUAGCAGGGGAAAAGGCAAAAGAAGAAACGGGAGCAGAGACGCGGGCAGGGGCAGGGGCAGGGACAGAUAAGGGCGGUGGGGCAGGAGAGCAGGGGAUGGUGACACAGGAAGGGGGCUUGAAGGGGGAAGAAGGAGUAGGAGUAGGAGGAUUAGGGGGAUUAGGGGGAGGAGGAGAAUCAGGGAAAGACUUGAUAGGCUUUUUAGCAGAGGCAGCCGUUGCAGGGCCAUUAGAGAAGGAGGGUGCUGUUACGGGCGAGACACUGAAGGAAGAUCUGGGGGGAGCAGCAAGUGGGGCUGCUUCUGAGAGUAAAUCCCUGGAGCGUCAGGGCAGGAGGAAUGCUGAGAACCAAGCGGCAAGUCCUGUUAGUGGCGAGCAGACACAGGGGGAUCGGCUGAGCGAGGGGAAUGCUGCAGAGGUGUCAGGAGGGGUAGGGAAGGGUUGGGGUGGGAGGAGGGAGCAAGAGAGAUUGGGUGCUGAGUGCAAGGAGCGGGAAGCUUCUGGGAAUGGUCCUGCGGAGGGGCGUGGUGAGUUUGAGGGCGCGAAGGAAAGUGAGCAGAGGAAGGGAAGAGAGGGAGUGAGAGAAAGAGACGGGGGGAGAGAAAGGGAGGCGGGGAGAGAAACGGAGGGUGUGAGAGAGAGGGAGGGUGUGAGAGAGAGGGAGAGCGAUCCUGGCCCUGGGAGUGGAGGAGGGCAGAGGGCUGACGUGGCGAUGGCAACUGGUGGAGGGCGGCAGUUCUCGGACUAUCUGCCGCCCAGAAGAAGAGGGCUGGACAGCGAUCGGCCCCGUGCCCCCACUGGCUCAAGCAUAGUCACAGGCAGGCGAUCGGCUGUGAUUAUAAAGGGCACCGUCAUCCCCUCGCCACUCUCCCACCGGCCAGUUAAGAAAGUCAAGGCAGUCAAGAUGGCCGCCGUUGCCUCUGUCAUGGAAGCUUCCCGCCCCAGCACCCUCCCUUCCUCCCCCCCUCACUCCACCCACGAGCCCACACUCCACCCCCUCACGUCCUCUCUCUCAUCUCUCUCCUCCCCUCCUCGCGCCCCUCCCCCCUCCUCUCCUCUGCUCUCUCGGAUCCCCAAGGGGAGGCGGUCCCCUGUUCCUUGGUUGCCCAUGGGGGGUUCUAGGGGUGCGUCUCCUGCUGUUUCCGAGGGGGACGGGGGUGAGGCAGAAAGGAGGAGUCCCAAGGGGUUGAGUGAGAUUGCGAGUGGGUUGAGAGGUGUGGGUGACGGUGCUACGCCUGCUACUGCUGCUGCAGAUGUUCCCGUUGCUUCUGGAGCUGCAACUGCAGCAGCUGCUGGUGAUAGUGGUGGUGGUGGUGGUGCUGCUGCUGCGGCUGAUGCUGCUACUCCUGCUGUUGUUCCCGCUGCAGGUCCUGCUGCUGUUCUUGCUACUGAGUCUGGUGGUAUGGAUGAGUGUGGGGUAAGCAGAGCUGUUACACCCAGUGAACCCCAAGGGGUGAGAGAGAAUGCCUCGGAUUCUCGAGGGCUGGCGGGCGGCGGCAAUUGCAACAGUGCAGAUGCGGACGAGGAUCCGCCGCCCACCGAGACUGCUACAGUGCUGGCGUCGCUGAUGAGCGUGGCGGGUGCAGAGCCGGCUGAUCCGGGGGAGGUGCCAUCUGGGGGAGGCGCUGAGGGGAGUGGUGGCGGGGGCAGAAAAUUAGGGUUUGGGGGCCUGACUGGGCGUUUGAGUGAGAAGGUGAGUGGGCGGGCGAGCAGGGAUGGGGAGUCAAGGGUCGGGCAAGAGAGAGGAAUGAUGGAGGAGCGGGGAGAGACGGGAGGAAUGGUAGGGAUAGGAAGUGGCAGCACGGGUGGAGGCAUGGGAAAGAGCAUAGGAGGGGGCAUAGGAGGGGGCAUAGGAGGGGGCAUAGGAGGGGGCAUAGGAGGGGGCAUAGGAGGGGGCACGGGAGGGGGCAUGGAGGAUGGGCCAAGUGCGGAUCAGCUAGCGAUUGAAUGCCUUCUGAAAGCUGCAGAAGCGAAGGACGAAGGGGAGGGGGGGUUCACUGAUGGUAACCUGGGCAGCAGAGGGAGACUGGAGGACGGGACAGCGGCAGAUGUGAAGGGGGAGGUAGGUUUGGCUUCAGGAGGGGCAGCAGCAGCUGGGGAAGCAGCAGCAGCAGCAGGGGUUGCAGACGCAGCUGUGAAACCAGAAGCAGGAGCAGGGGCAGGGGCAGGGGCAGGGGCAGGGGCAGGGGCAGGGGCAGGGGCAGGGGCAGGGGCAGGGGCAGCAGAUUCAGAGGAUGAAGAGGAGUUGAGUGUGGCAGCAGUUUUGGCGUCUGGUAAGUGGCAGGGCAAGGGCCGGCAAAACGGCCAACUGAUUUCCAGUUCUGGUCGCUCUGAUACCAUUCCGACGGCCUCUGCUCUCGCCUCUGCUGCUGCUGCAGCAGCUGCAGCCAGUGCUGCCCUGCACGCCGCUUCCCUGUCCUCUGCCCUGCCCUCACACCCUUCCCCCCUGUCAUCCCCUCCUCUCUCCCACCGCUCCUCCCUGUCUGCUUCUUCUCUCCCUGCCGCCUUGCAAAGUCCCUGGCGGGCGGCUCUUGCUGCUGAGAUCGAGAGGGAGAAGAGCGAGGGGGCAUGGGUGGCCGGAUCAGAUAUUGUGGUAGGCUCUGGGGCAGGCGCAGUGGCAGGGAGGGCGGAAGGGAGAGAGGCAGAGGGAACGGGGAUAGCUGGAGAGGGAGAAGGGGAGAAGCAAGUGAGGAUGCCUGUUGCUAAGAGGCUGAAGGUGUGUGGUGAUGGGGAUACUGACAGUGUGGGGAGUGGGGGAGUGGGGGGUAAGAGGGGGAAAGGGGGUGGGAAGAAGGGGGAAGAAGGGGAGAGGGCAGUGGACGGGGGUAGGAAGGAAGCAGGGGAGAGGAAGGAAGAGGGGGGAGAGAAGAAGGAAGGGGGCGAGAAGGUGAAGGUAACAAGGAAGAGGACCGGAGCAGGGGCGUCAAAGACAGGAGGGGAAGGGGCACGGAAAGCUGGAGUGGGGAAACCACGUGGGCUGGUUAGAACCAAGGAUGGGUCUGCAGCAGCAGCACCUGCAGCGGUAGCAGCAGAAGCAGCAGCAACAGCAGCAGCAGCAGGACGAGGAGCAGCAGCAGCAGCAGCAGCAGCAGCAGCAGCAGCAGCAGCAGGAGGAGGAGGAGCAGCAGCAGCAGCAGCAGCAGCAGCAGCAGCAGCAGCAGCAGGAGGAGGAGGAGGAGGAGCAGCAGCAGCAGCAGUAGCUUCUGCAGGAGCUGUGGCAGGGGCUGCGGUUGAGGUAGUGAAAGAGGAGAAGCAGGACGGUGCAGGGGAGGCGGGUGGGAAAGUGGGGACACCAAAGAAGCAGGGCAAGCAGGAGAAGGAGGAAAGGCAGGAGGAUAUUCCACUGCGGUGGCUGCAGAAGCAACAGGCAGCUGAAAGGAAGGAGGCGAAGGCUCGUCAGCAGCAACAACAACCGCAGCUGAAGCAGCAGCCACCGCAGCCGCAGCUGAUGCACCAGCAACAGCAACAGUUGAAGCAACAGCAGUUGAAACAGCAACAGCAGCAGCAGCAGCGGGUGCAGGAGGGAGUGGGGGUGAGCAAAGGGGAGGCGGGCGAGGAGGAGGGGGUGCUGGGGUUGCAGCAGCUGCAGCAGGCUCUGAUGCACGGCCAAGCCGGGUCUUCAACGCAGCAGCAGCAGCAGCAGCAGCAGCAGCAGCAGCAGCAGCAGCAGCAGCUGCAGCAGCACCAGCAGCAGUCCCCGUUAGUGUCACAGUCACAGUCGCACAAGGGCCUGCCAUUAAAAGUGCAAAAAGGGUCGUUACAGUCACAAAAAGGCGUACAAUUGCAUGGGCAGAAAGCAUCACAGGUACAGGUACAACAGGGGCUCCACUCGUUACAAACAUUUUCGCAGCAGGGGCUGCACUCGUUACAGUCACAAGCACAAGGAGGGUUGCAGUUACAGGCACAAGCACAGAAGGCAGCGCAGUUGCCAGAGAAGCAGGGGCAGGCUCAUGGGGCGAAGGCCGGUGCGGCUACAGGGGGGGCUGGUGGGACAAAGAGGAAGGCAAGCAGAGCAAAGAAAUCUCCCGACAAAGCUCUGCAGCAGCAGCAGCAGCAGCAGCAGCAGCAGCAGCAGCAGCAGCAGCAGCAGCAGCAGCAGCAGCAGCAGCAGCAGCAGCAGCAGCAGCAGCAGCAGCAGCAGCAGCAGCAGCAGCAGCAGCAACAGCAAGGGCAGCAGCAGAAGCAGCAGGAGGAGAAGCCGGCUGAGAAGCGGCCUCGCAUUCUGUUUGACUUUGACCUAAACGUCGCUGAGGACACUGCUGAAGACGCUACAGCUGCCGCUACAGAUGGUGCUACAACCGGUCCAGCAGCCACCUAUCCUCCUGCUGCUGCCCCUGCACCUGCCCCUGUCUCUUCCCACGCCCCUGCGCCUGCCCCUGCCCCUGCGCCUAGAGGGUUUGACCUGAACUUUGCAGAGGAGGCGGAGGAGGAAGAGGCGGAGUUUCUUCCUCCUCAUCCCCCUCCUGCUGGGGGCGCUGCUGCUGCUGCUUCAGUCUCUAAUAGGCAGUCUGCUGACGGUGCGCCUGCUGCUCCCUCGGCUCCCGUUGCUGCCCCUGCCGCCCCCACUUCCCCACCAGCAUCACAGAAUCGGUUUUUGGACUUCGAUUUGAAUGAUGGGCCAGGGUUUGGAGAUGAGCCAUUGCAGCCGUCUCCCUCCCCUCCUCCUCAAGCAAAUAGAGCAGCUGUAGCAGCAGGAGCAGCUGUAGCAGGUGGGGCAGGUGGGGCGGCUGGAGCAGGUGGAACUGUGCCAGGCGUCUCUGGGACUAGCAGCAUAGGUAGCAUAGGGAUGAGUGGGCUUAACAGCAUCGGUAGCAUGGGUAGUAGUGGUGCUAUCAACAGCAUGGGCAGCAUGGGUAGCAUGGGCAUGAGCGGACCUAACACCCUGAAUAAUAGCAUGUCCGCUUCUAGCAGCUUAGGUAACAGCAGCAGCAGCAUGGGUGCACUGAACAGCCUCAGUGCUCUCUUCGCCUCGUCCUCCCUCCCUACAGUCACACAGCCUCCAGCGUCCCUCCUGGCCAAGCUAGCCCAUGCAGGUGUGCCGCUAGCAGGUGUGCUUCAAACGGGGCUCUCCCAGUCCGUCCUCACCCAAACCAGCGUUCCUGUAACGAGCACCCCGUCAGCAGUAGGAGGGGGAGCAGGAGGAGGGGCAGGAGGAGGAGCAGGAGGAGGAGCAGGAGGAGGAGCAGGAGGAGGAGCAGGAGGAGGGGCAGGAGGAGGAGCAGGAGGAGGAGCAGGAGGAGGUGCAGGAGGAGGUGCAAGGAGCAGCCGAGGCGGAAAUAUCCCCCCUCUCACCGGCUCUCCUGCUCCCCCGCUCCCCUUUCGCCCGUUCUUUCGAGGGGCAGGCUUUAACCCGGCUGCAGCUGCAAGCUCAGGAGCGAAUGCUGCCAGCGGUGGUCAGAACUUAACAAAUUCCCUGCAGGCUCUUCUUCAGAAGCAGCACCUGCCAAAACCAGGUGUCACACAGCCAUUAGCCGCCGUUGCUGCAGCUGCCGCCGCCGCCGCCGCCGGUGCUGCUGGUGCUGGUGUUGGUGCUGCUGGUGGUGCUGCAGGUGCUGGUGAUGGUGGUGCUGCUGCUGGUGGUAGCAAGGGCAGCAGUGCCGCCACUGCUCCUGCUGCUGCUGCUGCUGCUUCCACUGCUUCAGCGGCAGCGCCUAUGGGUCCGAGAAACGAGCCCACUAGGGUACAGUCGCCAUGGGCUCAGGGAAAGUCGGCUCAGCAGCAACUCUCAUCCCUGCAACAGCAGCAGCAGCAGCAGCAGCAGCAGGGAAAGUUUGCACAGCCACAGCAUCAGCAGCAUCAGCAGCAUCAGCAGCAUCAGCUGCAACACCCACAGCAAGCGCCGCAGCUCUCUGCUGCCUUCCCCAUCCCCCGCCGCGGAUCAAACCCUUCCCUCUCCGCCCACCCCUCCCUCUCCGCCCACCCCUCCGCCCACCCCUCCCUGCAAAAAACCCCUCUUUCCCGCCCUGCGUCUGGCCCUGACCUCCAUAACCCCCCUCUCCCCUCCUCUCUCCCCUCUAUCGCCUCUCUCCCGUCUCUCCCCUCUAUUCCUUCUCUCCCCUCGUUUGUGUCACGGCAUGAUAUGAAUCAGCCCCCUCCUGCUGCUCCGGGCAUGCCUCCUGUUGCUGCACCUCCUGUUACUGUGCAAGAGCAGGUCACUAAAGCAGAGCUUGUGGGGAGUGCUGCUGCUGGCAGGAUAGGCAAUUAUGGGAGAAACGCACCGGUGCAGCUGGAGCAGGAGGAGCAGAAGGAGCUUCACAAGCAGUUGGAAGGAGCUAAAGCUGCGGCUGGCACGGUGGGCAGUUGUGAGAGAAACGCACCGGUGCGGGUGGAGCAGAAGGAGCUUCACAAGCAGUUGGCAGCAGCUAAAGCUGUGGCUGGUUUUGAAGCCACUGUAGCAGCGGUGCACGCAGUGACACCUCAGCUUGCCCCUCAACUUGCCCCCCAGGUCGGCUCUCAGGUCGCCGUCGCCUUUCAGGUUGCGUUUCAGGUGGAUCCACGGUUAUCUCAGGAGCAGGUGGGGACUGCGAGCGAGGGGGGGCGCAAGAGAAAGGCACCUGAGGAUGGGUUGGAGGAGGGAGUGGAUGCUCCUCAGGUUGUUUCUCAGGUGGGUCCUCAGGCAGCUCAGGAGCAGGUGGGCGCUGCGGGCGUGGGGGGGCGCAAGAGAAAGGCCAAUGAGGAUGGGUUGGAGGAUAGAGUGGAUGCGAAGAGGAGGGAAGAGGAGAGAGGGGAACAGAAGAAGAAAGAGGAGGAAGGGGAGGGGGAGAAGGAGAAGGAGAGGGAGGAGGAUAAGGAGGAGAGGGAGAAGGAGAUGGAAAUUGAGUUGUUGAAAAGGCCACUGCCAGUUGCCCAGGCGUCUCAGGCUGUAGCGCAGCAGGCUGUUGCAGGGGAGGCUGUAGCACCACUGGUUGCACCACUGGUUGUAGCAGAGGAGGCUGUAGCACUGCAGACUGCUGUAGCACCACAGGCUGUAGCACCACAGGCCGCCGUAGCACAGGAGAUUGUAGCAGAACAGACUGGAGAGGGGGCUGUUGCAGAGAAGGUUGCAGAGGGGGCUGUAGCAGAGACGGCAGUUGAGGGGCCUAAGGUUGCAGAGGGGGCUGUAGCAGAGAAGUUUGUUGAAAAGGCUGUAGCAGAGAAGUCUGUUGAAAAGGCUGUAGCAGAGAAGGCUGUUGAAAAGGCUGUAGCAGAGAAGGCUGUUGAGAAGGCUGUAGCAGAGAAGGCUGUUGAGGAAGUGAAAUUGUCAGGACGGAAGCGAGUAUGGCUAGACCUGGAGGAGCCGGCGAAGGGGUUGGAGGAACCAGCUAAGGGGUUGGAGGAACCGGCUAAGGGGUUGGAGGAACCGGCUAAAGGGUUGGAGGAACCGGCUAAGGGGUUGGAGGAACCGGCUAAGGGGUUGGAGGAACUGGCUAAGGGGUUGGAGGAACCGGCUAAGGGGUUGGAGGAACCGGCUAAGGGGUUGGAGGAACCGGCUAAGGGGUUGGAGGAACCGGCUAAGGGGUUGGAGGAACCGGCUAAGGGUUUAGAGGAACCGGCUAAGGGGUUGGAGGAGGAAUGUGGAAUGGUCGGGGGAAGGGAGGAGAAAAUAGAGGAGGUUGAGAGGGUGGUUUUUGGGGAGGAGAAGGAGCAGGUGGGUGGGGAGAGGGCAGCGAGGGAUUCAGGGCAAGAGUUUCCUGAGGCUCUAGUGGAGAGAAUCGGCGGGGAUAGUGUGAUGGUUGCACGGGCUGGGGCGGAGGAAGUGAAAGCAGGGGGGGAGAAGGAGCAGGUGGUUGGGGAGAGGGCAGCCUGUGAUUCAGGGACAGAGAUUCCUGAGGCUUUGGAGGGAAGUGCUGGUGGGGGUGGUGUGGUUGUUGCACGGGUGGGGGUUCCGGUGGGGGGGAAGACGGGGGGGAGGAAAGCAGGGGAGGAGGAAACAAGGGAGGAGAAAACCGGGCAGGAGAAAAAAGGGGAGGCGAAAGCAGGGGGGGAGGAGUCAGGCCAGGUGAAAACACGGGGGGUGAAAGCAGGCUUCGGUGCUUCUGCCCCUCCUGCUGCUCCUCCUGCUGCCCCUCCUGCUGCUCCUCCUGCUGCCCCUCCUGCUGCUCCUCCUGCUGCCCCUCCUGCUGCCCCUCCUGCUGCCCCUCCUGCUGCCCCUCCUGCUGCUCCUCCUGCUGCCUCUCCUGCUGCCCCUCCUGCUGCUCCUCCUGCUGCCCCUCCUGCUGCUCCUCCUGCUGCCCCUCCUGCUGCUCCUCCUGCUGCCCCUCCUGCUGCCCCUCCUGCUGCCCCUCCUGCUGCUCCUCCUGCUGCCUCUCCUGCUGCCCCUCCUGCUGCCCCUCCUGCUGCUCCUCCUGCUGCCCCUCCUGCUGCCCCUCCUGCUGCUCCUCCUGCUGCCUCUCCUGCUGCCCCUCCUGCUGCUCCUCCUGCUGCCCCUCCUGCUGCCCCUCCUGCUGCCCCUCCUGCUGCUCCUCCUGCUGCCUCUCCUGCUGCCCCUCCUGCUGCUCCUCCUGCUGCUCCUCCUGCUGCCCCUCCUGCUGCCCCUCCUGCUGCCCCUCCUGCUGCUCCUCCUGCUGCCUCUCCUGCUGCCCCUCCUGCUGCUCCUCCUGCUGCCCCUCCUGCUGCUCCUCCUGCUGCCCCUCCUGCUGCUCCUCCUGCUGCCCCUCCUGCUGCCCCUCCUGCUGCCCCUCCUGCUGCUCCUCCUGCUGCCUCUCCUGCUGCCCCUCCUGCUGCCCCUCCUGCUGCUCCUCCUGCUGCCCCUCCUGCUGCCCCUCCUGCUGCUCCUCCUGCUGCCUCUCCUGCUGCCCCUCCUGCUGCUCCUCCUGCUGCCCCUCCUGCUGCCCCUCCUGCUGCCCCUCCUGCUGCUCCUCCUGCUGCCUCUCCUGCUGCCCCUCCUGCUGCUCCUCCUGCUGCUCCUCCUGCUGCCCCUCCUGCUGCUCCUGCUGCCCCUCCUGCUGCUCCUCCUGCUGCCUCUCCUGCUGCCCCUCCUGCUGCCCCUCCUGCUGCUCCUCCUGCUGCCUCUCCUGCUGCCCCUCCUGCUGCUCCUCCUGCUGCCCCUCCUGCUGCCCCUCCUGCUGCCCCUCCUGCUGCCCCUCCUACUACCCCUCCUGCAGCCCCUCCGGCUGCUCCUCCUGCAGCCCCUCCUGCUGCCCCUCUUGCUGCCCCUCUUGCUGCCCCUCCUGCUGCCCCUCCUGCUGCCCCUCCUGCUGCUGCGCCGGCUGCUGCUGCUCCUUCACCUGAAGCUGCUGCUCUUGCUCCUGCUGCUGCUUCUGCUUCUGCUGCUGCGUCUUCUCCUGCUUCUAUUUCUGCCCCUGUUGCCGUCUCUGCUCCUACUGCUGGUGUGAAGGGAGAAGCAGGGAAGGAGGGUGCGGCACAGCUGGACUCAGAACAGGCGGGUUCAUCUGAAAAGGAGUAUACCGGUAGCAAGAUGGCUGCAUCUGAUGCGGUGAUUGAAGCUGUGAACGAGGCUGGAGGUGUGAAGGGAGAAGCAGGGAAGGAGGGUGCGGCGCAGCUUGAUACUGAACAGGCAGGUUCAUCUGAGAAGGGGUCUGGUGGGAACCAGAUGACUGCAGCAGUGCGAGUGGAUGAAGCCGCGAAGAUGGCUGGAGGUGUGAGGAGAGAAGCAGCAGAGGAAAGUGCGAAACAGCCUGACCCAGAACAGGCGGGUUCAUCAGCGGAAGAGCCUGUAGGUGGGAAGCUGGUUGCAGCAGUGCGAGAAGGGGGAACAGAAGCAGCAGCAGGAGGUGCGAAGGUGGUUGGAGGUGCGAGGAUGGAUGGAGGGGAGAAGGGAGAAGUAGGGAAGGAAGGUGCUAUACAGCCUGAUUCAGACCAGGCGGGCUUAUUAGCGGAAGAGCCUGUAGGUGGGAAGCUGGUUGCAGCAGCGGGAGAAGGUGGAGAUGGGAAAGUGGUUGGACCAGAGAAGGUGGUUGGGGUUGUGAAGGGAGAAGCAGGAGGGAAGAAAGGUGCGGAACAGCUGGAAUCAGAACAGGCAAGUUUAUCUACAGCGGGGAUGGUGGUUGCAUUUGAUGUGGUGAUUGGAGCUGUGAAGGAGGCUGAAGGUGCGAAGGGAGAAGCAGGGAAGGGGGAGGGUGCAAAACAACUUGCCUCAAAACUGGCAGGUUCAUCUGAAAAGGAGCAUGCAGCUGCAAAGGUGGUUGCAUCUGAUGUGGUGAUUGGACCUGUGAAGGAGGCUGGAGGUGCAAAGGGAGAAGCAGGGAAGGGGGAGGGUGCUUCUCAGCUGCCCUUCAAACAGGCAGGUUCGGUGCCUGGUGCUGGAAAGGUGGUUGCAGCAGUGCAGGGCGGAACAGAAACAGCAGCAGCAGGAGGUGCGACAACGGUUGGAGGUGAAAAGGAAGAAGCUGGGAAGGAAGGGUCGUCACAACUGUGCGCAGAACAGGCGGGUUCAUCUGAGAAAAGGCCUGCAGGUGCGGAGGCGAUUGUUAUGGUCAGAGGAGGAGGAGCUGAGGAGGUUGCUGGAAGUGUGGAGGAGAGUGCAUCUGAGAAAGCACCUGAAAAAGCACCUGAAGGAGCACCUGCAGUUGGGAGGGAAGAUGCAGCUGGUAAGGAGAAGGUCUCUGGACAGGCACCUGAAAAGACACCUGCACCUGAGGAACGACCUGAGCCUGAGACUCAGUCGGUGCCUGUAAAGCAGCUGGUGCAGGAGAAAGAAGCUCAGUCCUCUUGCGCAUCUACUCCUGAGAAAACACCUGAAGCUGACGAGGGUAAGACACCUGAGAUUCUACCUGAAGAAUCUCCUGAGUCUGUGCAACCACCUGAACCUGUGGAGCAAGCUGAGCCUGUAAAGUCACCUGAGGAAAAGGCACCUGAGGAAAAGGCACCUGAGAGAAAUGUACCUGAGGGGAAGGCACCUGGGGAGAAGGCACCUGGGGAGAAGGCACCUGAAGAGAAGGCACCCGAGGAGAAGGCACCUGAGGAAAAGGCACCUGAGGAAAAGGCACCUGAGGGGAAGGCACCUGAGAGAAAGGUACCUGAGGAAAAGGCACCUGAGGAGAAGGCACCUGAAGAGAAGGCACCCGAGGAGAAGGCACCUGAGAAGAAGUCUCCUGGGGUGAUGGCACCUGAGGAGAAGGCACCUGAGGUGAAGGCACCUGAGGAGAAGGCACCUGAGGAGAAGGCACCCGAGGAGAAGGCUCCUGGGGUGAAGGCACCUGGGGAGAAGGCACCUAAGGAGAAGGCACCUGAGGAGAAGGCACCUGAGGAGAAGGCACCUGAGGAGAAGGCACCUGAGGAGAAGGCACCUGAGGAGAAGGCACCCGAGGAGAAGGCACCUGAGGAGAAGGCUACUGGGGUGAAGGCACCUGAGGAGAAGGCACCUGGGGUGAAGGCACCUGGGGAGAAGGCACCUGAGGAGAAGGCACCUGAGGAGAAGGCACCCGAGGUGAAGGCUCCUGGGGUGAAGGCACCUGAGGAUAAGGCACUUGAGGAGAAGGCACCUGGGGAGAAGGCACCUGGGGAGAAGGCACCUGGGGAGAAGGCACCUGGGGAGAAGGCACCUGGGGAGAACUAA